AAAGACAAAUUUGUGUUUUCUGUCUCAGGUAGCUACUACGAGCGACUGAAAGUUUGUCGUCCGGGUGAAUUUGACGUUAUGGUUGUGUUUGAUGCUCAUCGUAUCGAACGGUUUUUUGACGUGAAGUGCCCAUCAAGACCACGUGACACAUUAGGUUUCGCAAGUGUUGAAUUGAAGACAUGGGUGGAAGAAGGAAGGAGUCUAUGGGGAGAAUUUCUCACGAGUGAUGGAAAAUAUCUAUCGCCUAGGAAAGUUGUAAGGCGUUUCUGUUCUUUAGUACGAGAAACCGUGGCAGCGAUGAAUAAAAAGCAAAAACAACGUAUCUCCAAUCUGAAAGAGCCCAAGGGUCCAGCCGUAACAUUUACUAUAGACCGUAAAAUUGAUGUGGAUCUUGUGUUGAGCUUGGAGAUCUCAGGCUGGCCGAGUUGUGCAGAACGCUGGGGAGUCUUCGCUACAAAGAGGACUUGGCCAAAACAGGAAGAAGUUGAACAAAUUAAGCUCAUAGAUCCCAGGUUUCAUCUCGUGGCAAAACCGUGUCCUGCAGAGCAGAGCGAAGCUGCAAAGUCGCAAAAGUUCUGGCGGAUUUCUUUUUCGGAAGCAGAGAAGGCAAUCCUGAGCAAGGCUAGUGAUGGCUGCGAAAAACAAUACUUUAGAAUUGCAAAGGCGAUUUUUGAGGGCAACAAAGACCAUUUAAAACCUCUAACGUCGUAUUAUUUGAAAACAUUAUUCCUUGACUUGCGUUCUGAGAAUCCACGAGCCAUUAACAAGGAAAACCUGGGAAUUAACGUAGUCAAGUUUUUUGCAAUUUUGAUUGCUCGUUUGAGGCCGGGAGGACAGCUUCCGCAUUUUUUUGUUCGUGACGUAGACCUCCUUUCGAGGAUUACAAAAGAAAAGCGAUUAGAUCUGGCCGAAAAAUUGGAGGCCUUUGUUAAGAAACUCAUCCGCGAGCCGGAAAAAAUUCUGAGCCAACUUAAAAUAUAA
Molecule: messenger RNA, 981 nt
Organism: Porites lobata
Lineage: Eukaryota; Metazoa; Cnidaria; Anthozoa; Scleractinia; Poritidae
Source: the annotation of a GenBank genome assembly